AUGGCGCCGUUCGGUCCUUGGGCGGAUAUUCCCCCGAAGCCCCUCGCCCUCGUCGGCAAUGGCCUCCACCUGCUAGAAUUCUACUGUCGUGCCCGCGGCGUCUGCACGGCGUGGCGCGCCGCCCUCCCGCCUCCAGUCCCUUCGCUCGUCAUCGUCACCAUCCCACCACCCGGCGCUUCUUCCCUCUACCGGCACUUCCCUGAGGUGUUCGCCCUGUUCCUGCCGGCGGAGCGAUUGUUCCCCCUCACCACGUUUCGACGUGGCAGCCUCUGCGUCGGCUCGAGCAACGGUUGGUUGGCCGUCGACGCUCGCUCCUGCAGCCUGGGGAUCUACCUCGUGAGCCGUCUCUCGGGCGGCAAGGAGAUCCGUCUCCUCCCGCUGAGGAACGACAACAAGCCUGUGCCAAAGAUCGUGUUCGCGCCAAACCCCAAGCCUGAUGACUAUGUUGCCAUUGCUAUCUGCGACCUGCGUCGACUGGCCUACACCAAGACACGGGACAUGAAGUGGAUGAUCCUCGACGUUGCCAUUGGGGAGAGGGACAAGCUCAUCGACCUGGCCUACGACACCGACGACGGCAAGGUCUACUGCGUCACCUUGUUGGGAGACGUGCACGUGCUCCACAUCCCCCGGCGACAGCGACGGAGGCCCAUCGUUGAACCCUUGCUGGCCGAGCGCGCCGGCCUCCCGUUCGACCCCGCCGCCGCCUACGCCGCGCCCUACGACACCGUGUCCAAGUUCACAGCCGUCAAGAAUGUCUUCUUCUUCGGCGGUAACUUGUACCAGGUGUGGCGGAACGUGAUGAAAGACGACAUCUUCGUCCUCAAGUACAACCCCGAGCGCCGGCCAUGCUGGGACGCGGUGACGGACAUGGGAGGCUACUCGGUGUUCGUCGGCAAGAACCAUCCCGUGGUGCUGCAACCAAAGGAUGCGCCAGGGGUGACGGCCAACUGCGUGUACUGGAUCAAUGAGGGGUCGAGGAAUGAGCCCAUGGUGUUCGACGUGGUCACCAGGACCUCGACACUUCACCCUUCCGCCGCCAAAGCAAUGUCUCCCUCGUUCGAACCAGUCUGCUGCUGGUACUUCUUGGAUGACAAGAUUACAGAGGUCCAAGACAAUGGAAGAAAACGACGUCAAAGUAUAGAUCAUUGCGAGCAGGUCUCCAAGACUAGUCGGAAGGCUCACUAG
Molecule: messenger RNA, 1185 nt
Organism: Miscanthus lutarioriparius
Lineage: Eukaryota; Viridiplantae; Streptophyta; Magnoliopsida; Poales; Poaceae
Source: the annotation of a GenBank genome assembly